This is a messenger RNA of Fomitiporia mediterranea MF3/22, 729 nucleotides long. RefSeq lists its product as uncharacterized. Gene Ontology annotation, cellular component: ESCRT-0 complex. Gene Ontology annotation, molecular function: protein binding. The coding region runs from base 1 to 729 and encodes 242 amino acids. The record is from RefSeq and is a predicted model, not a curated record. The transcript has 3 exons. NCBI's taxonomy places the organism in Eukaryota, Fungi, Basidiomycota, Agaricomycetes, Hymenochaetales, Hymenochaetaceae. Gene Ontology annotation, biological process: protein transport to vacuole involved in ubiquitin-dependent protein catabolic process via the multivesicular body sorting pathway.
AUGUUCACAAUCCGGCCUUUUGCUGAGUACGACAUUUCCAGUAAUAGGCUUCAGGCAAGACAGAGGCGAGACUGGAAUUUCAAGCUCUCCAGUAUCAGAGUAUGCAUUGAACAUGCAUUUGGGAGGCUUAAGGGUCGUUUCCCCCUCCUCCGAAGACUUUCUGGGAAAACUAUGAAAGUUUGCUGGAGAACUAUUGAAGCAUGCAUGAUACUUCACAAUAUAUUGGAGGAACUAGGUGAUGACCCUUCCACUAUUGAAGGAUUCAAUGGAGAAGAAGAUAUUGAUGAAGCAAACGAAAAUGAACAAGCUGAAAAUGUUCUACGAAUUGAUAACAAUGGUGGUGACUUUGAUAUUGAUGGAAUGGGUGAGGGGGAUUUCUAUGACCGCGCUGAGGAGAAUGAAUUGACAUUCUGUGAAGGUGACCGCAUCACAGAUAUCGAAGCUGCAAGCGAAGAUUGGUCGCAGGGUCGUGAUGCACACGGGAACGUCGGAUUAUUCCCUGCAAAUUAUGUCGAAGUGCAAGACACGCCACUUCCCUUCUUCUCCAUUCCGGACUUCAUCGGCUCCGUUUCACCAAACGUCACUGACGAUACGCCUAUUGAUCUUGUCUUUGUCGAUUUCAUCGAGUCGCAGCUUAUUGGAAUCCUGACACGUUAUGUGGAACAUCAACGAGGGAAAGUGUCCUGGCUGUCUCACCUGCACGUCAUUUUGAAUAGUUUGUGCAAGUGA